UCUAAUAAAACAGGUUACCUUCCCUUGAACACAAUGUUAAGGACAACUUUGAUUUUUUUCAUGUUUUUGAUGAUGAUAGUUAAAGUGGAGUCGGCAUGUGAUACUGAACUUCAGAAUGGCCUUCUUCAAGAUCUUCUUAACAUGAUGAUGAAAAUUAAAGGUUCCAAUCAAGAACUGUCUUCCUGUAAAUGCCAGAAGAAAUUACAGGCAAUUGCCUUCACAGCUUCUCUGUCAGCUAGUAAAUCCAUGGGUCCUCUAGAAACAGUAAAGUUUGAUAAAGUUUGGACCAAUGCUGGUAAAGGAUAUAACCCAAAUUCUGGAAUAUUUACAGCACCAAAGAAAGGCUUUUAUCAAAUAACUGCCACGAUGAUGUCUCAGAGUGGAAAAUGGUUUCAUGCAUCCAUAUGGAAAAACGAUGAAAAAACUGUGGGAUUAUACACUGGACAAGGUCAUAAAACAGGUUCUGCUAGCAUUGUUCUCAAUUUAAAGAAAGGAGACCGUGUGUUUGUUAAACAUUAUAACAUGAGUCAGACAAUCUACAGUGAUAGCAAUCACUAUACUAUGUUUUCUGGCUUUCUUAUCUCUUAA
This is a messenger RNA of Mytilus trossulus (common blue mussel), 588 nucleotides long. RefSeq names its product complement C1q-like protein 3. The record is from RefSeq and is a predicted model, not a curated record. Bases 34 to 588 code for a protein of 184 amino acids. Gene Ontology annotation, molecular function: protein binding. Lineage: Eukaryota; Metazoa; Mollusca; Bivalvia; Mytilida; Mytilidae. The transcript is spliced from 3 exons.